Messenger RNA from Chiloscyllium plagiosum (whitespotted bambooshark), 2280 nucleotides. Lineage: Eukaryota; Metazoa; Chordata; Chondrichthyes; Orectolobiformes; Hemiscylliidae. The record is from RefSeq and is a predicted model, not a curated record.
CAUUGCAGUACUUCCUCCUGGUUAAUUUUGAGCCCUUUUAGUGACUUCCUCUUGUCACCAAGAGGCAGCAUCUGUUUACUUGGCAAAGCCAGCUCUCCACGAAUUAAUUAUUCUUACUCUGGAUUAACAAAAUGCUGCACAAGAAACACAUUACGAGCUCUGUUCAGGUGUUGUCUUACCACUUUAUAUGUAACAUCUGGUGGAAUAUCCCCUGCAUUGGUUGGAAAUCAUGCGCGUAACACCAAUAUUCUAGAUAGCAUGGCAAAAAUUAAUAAGAAAGCAUCAAGUAACAACAGCCAAUCUGCAAGUAGUGAGAAAUCACUGCUUCUGAAACCUCUGGUCUCAAAACCAAAAGCCAAACAGAUCCAAGCUACACUGUUCCAGCCAGCCAACUCUAAAUUCAGCAGUAAAACUGUGGAAGAAAAAGCAAUUGAGGCUCCUUCUGUACAAUCAAUCAUCCCUGACAACAACAACACAGAAAACAAGAAGCCUAAGAAGACAGGUUUCCAACUUUGGUUGGAAGAAAGUCGAGAGGAUAUUGUUGCUGAAAGUCCAGGUUUAUCAGAAGAAGAAAUAAUUAAGGAAGGCAUGAACAGAUUCCGUGUUCUGUCAUCUGAGGAGAGGAAGACCUGGACGGAGAAAGCUAAAAGAAGCGGAAGCAUUGACAAUAUGCCUGAUGCAGAGGAUGCUCAAAAACGCAAGCGUGUGGAAGAGCUUCAUGAAGAUAACCUGGAAAGCAAAGAUGAAAACUCUGAAGCACCUGGAAGCUUGGCAAAAAAACAGAAACAACAGCAUGUAUCCACUAAUUCAAGAUUGGCUGCCUUUGCCUUCAAAAAGGAGUAGCAUUGCUGCAUAUUACUUGACCACAGUUUGAACAUUUCAGUAUUUCUACCACAUUUAUUGAUUUGUCAAUAGUUAUAUAGUUUAGACAAAACAAGACUGUAUAUUUUUUUAAAGUUCACAUUAAGGAUGCAAUUUGGCCAUUGUGUUCAUCCUGUACAGUGAUUUUUCUAGUUCAGCUAAAAAUGAUCUUGAGUAGAACAAAAACGUUUUUUUUAAAUGACAACUCUCUAUUUUAGGUGUGAUUGACCAAGGCCUAGUAGCUGGUUGUGUUAUCUGUAGUAUUUACUGCAAUGGUGUAUAGUGGAGAGUGGAAGCACAGGUCGUGGAUAGAAUGGCAAUAUCGAUAAAUCAAAUUAAUGUGCACCAAGACAACAUUUUUGAAAUACAUUUUCUUUGUUGUAAAUCAUAACCUGAGAAGUUUAACAGUAGUGAAUUGUAAUAAGGUGAACUCUGGAGACUUUAAUGGGGAUGUACGGAUAAAUUAUGAAUUCAGUGGAAUAUAAUUUUGAAACACCUGCUGCCCUUGGCACUUGCAAUUAAUUAGUUUCGUUAUUUCCAGUUAUUCAUCCACUUGCAAAGAAAUGUAGGUCAAAAUCUUCACAGAUUUCAGUGUUUUAUAAUUAUAUGUCAAUGUAUACUUAUGGCAAGAUAUUAGCUUUCGUUCAGCACAAGUUUUUUUUUAAGUUUGAAUUUUAAAUGUGUUUUUUUAUAGGAAUUAAACUGGAUCUCUUUCGGUACAGUAUUUGUAUUCCUCAUUGAUUUCUUAUAAGGUUUCAAGAGUAGUACAGUGUGUUAAAAUGAAAACGUAUCAGACUGAAAAGUAGAAAGAUAGCAAAGGUUCAGUUUGGACCUGAAUCAUUAUUUUGGUUCUCCAUCAUUUUGUCUUGACUUAUGGUUUUCUUUAGAUUUAUAAAUUGAUACCUUUAAUUUCCUCAAAAAUUAUAGAUAACCCUACAAGUAACAAAAUAAUUAACAUUAAAUGAUAACUGUGGUGGAAUAGGUUAUCUUUAAAUAAUCAAGAAAUAUUAUUUGUCUCAGCACAUCAAGUUUCAUCAUAUAAUGAAACAAUAAAGCUGUAUGCAGACAGAUCCCUUAAUGCUUGAGUUUUUCUAUUCACUCAUGAGACAUGGGUAUUGCUGGCUGGCCAGCAUUUAUUGCCUGUACCAAGCUGCACGAACAGUGGCUCAGUUCAUUUCAGAGGACAGUUGAAAAUGCAUGCUAAGGGUCUGGAGUCACAUGCAGUCCAGGUGAGGGUGGCAGAUUUCCUGCCCAGAAGGGCAUUAGUGAGCCAGAUGGAUUUUGCCAACAAUUGACAGUGGCAUUUUUCAUUGAGUUUUCAUAGAGUCCUUACAGUGUCGAAUCAAGCCCUUUGGCCCAACAAGUCCACACCGACCCUCCGAAGAGUAACCCACCCAGACUCAUUUCCCUUUAUUUCCC